AAGCAAAAUCGGACCAAUGGUCAUGCACGCCUCCGGAAUUCUUCCUAUCGGUUCUCAUUGGUUACCAUCAUUUCUCGUUCUCGUUAUGACAUGAAUGUGGUAGUGAAGUUGAUUAUUGGAUUAUCGUCAAUGACCGUUUACGCAUAUCAGUGCCAGAUCAGUGCAUUGGUAGGUCUCAAAAAAUGUUUCUUGUGUGAUAUGUAAAAGAGUGUUUCCGUUUUGUUUUUGGUGUUGCACCUGACAGUGUCGUCGUGAUGUGGAAGCAUGUUGCACCGCAUUCGCUUAAUCGAGUUGAAUUUCUGUUGACACUACGAAUUUCGUUUACAAGUCAAUUCUUGCGUUCAAUAAUACUGAAAGCAAAUGAAUUCAAGCGCUCUGAAUUAUUGUAAUAGUGACCCAAAUGACGAUUUCUGAUGUUGUUUUGGCGGGAAUGACGUCAAUUACGCGUGCUACCUUACUAGUUACUACCCCUACGCGGGGAAGCUCGCUGUGAAGUAAUGAUCGAAGGUUUGUGAUUUCACGUCGUUCGUAUAGAAAUUAAAUUGUCGUUGAUUGUGCGCAAGAAUCAAACGUGCUCUAAGUUAUUGUAAAGUGUUCCUUGUUGAUUUUAGUUCCACAUUGUGAAAUAUGUGAAUUAUUUUGCGCGUAGCCCUUUGAGAAAGGAUGUAGUAAUUACUAGGUGAAGAUGAACGUGCUUUAGUCCCGACUAAGUCAUGUUUUCUGUAAGAUUAGUGAAGGCAGAUUAUUAUAUGAGCACUCCAAUACCUGGACUGGAUGCUAGAUAUUCAGAAUUUAGAGGUGUUGAAGUGAAGCAGGUGCCAGUUAUCAGAAUUUUUGGCUCCACUGGUUUAGGACAAAAAGUUUGUCUUCACCUUCAUGGAGUUUUUCCAUAUAUCUACAUACCGUAUGAUGGUUGCAUUGAGAAGGAAAAAUUUGUAUAUCAAAUUGCAUCAGCAGUUGAUAAAGCUCUCAAUGUAUCACUGGGGAACUCAAAUUCACGAACUCAACAUGUGUAUAAAGUAACUCAUGUGUCUGCAGUACCAUUUUAUGGAUACCACUCACAAAACCAUCAAUUUCUCAAAAUUUAUUUUUAUAAUCCUGUUAUGAUAAAGAAAGCUUCAGAUCUCCUUCAGAAUGGUGUGAUCCUGGGACAGGUGUUUCAGCCACAUGAAGCUCAUAUACCAUUUGUAUUACAGUUUUGCAUGGAUUACAAUUUACAUGGUCAAUUAACCAGCAAUCCUGGCCUUAAAGCCAUAUGGGAUGAAGAAAAAGAGAGACGACGGAAAGAAAAUCGUAACUCUCAGUUUACUCCGCAAAGCACUCAGAUUCGGCAAACGCCACAAACUGCAAGUGAAAAAUUCCAUCUUGGAAGAUUGAAGAAACGCCUGUCUGAAGUUGCUUUGCUGGUAUGCAAAUUUGCUUUCCGUUGGAUUGUGCUGUAA
This is a messenger RNA of Gryllus bimaculatus (two-spotted cricket), 1442 nucleotides long. The record is from the annotation of a GenBank genome assembly. NCBI's taxonomy places the organism in Eukaryota, Metazoa, Arthropoda, Insecta, Orthoptera, Gryllidae.